UGCCAUGCAGGGGAUUGCGAGGAGUGCGAACACAGCGGCAGUGCACUUGAGGCUACACUAGGGGCGGAGUUUGACCUCUCAAGUCUCCAAACAUCACUAAUCCGCGUCGGACAUUCUGGCCACAAACCAUCACUGGCCUCGUUUAUCACUCACACAAAAAAGGGAAGGGGAUGGGUGGAUUUUUAAGCGAAAUUAAAGUGUCCCGGACAGCUCUGUGGCACCAAGCAGAGGGUUAAGGCUGCAGCCUGCGUGUCGGAGGGAUUGCCAAUGCUGCACUAUGACAGAUAGCACUGCACAUAUCUGCAGUAGGCGCUCCUAGCCCGCUUUGGAUUCGCACGAUUUGGCGCAAAAACAGAAAAAAAACAUUGGAUCUUUGACAGACCACUGCGAUAGAUUCUGCAUCCCCUCUUUUAAAGCUGCCCUUCAAUGUCUAGAAGCGCAUGUAUGAAGAUGCCCUGUGGCUGAUCUUGACCAUGCUUUCAACAAAGCGCUCGGCAGGGGCGUGGGGAUGAAAUGGAUGGAGCCAAAGGCCAAUGCACUGCACCAGCUCCCACUUCCCAGCAUGUCCAACGGCAGCAAGUCCCCCCCGCAGUCGGGAGAAGCUGCAAGUUCUAACUCAAUGGCAUGGGUGAAGAUGUUUAAGAAACCUGGAGGAGGUGGCUUGAAGAAGUCUUACCAGCCUGGCAGCAUGUUGUCUCUCGCUCUCACCAAAGGCCUCCUGAAUGAACCCGGACAGAAUAGCUGCUUCCUAAACAGCGCUGUUCAGGUGCUUUGGCAGCUGGACAUUUUCAGGAGAAGUUUGAGGCACCUCUCAGGGCACUUUUGUCUUGGUGAUUCCUGCAUUUUCUGCGCAUUGAAGAGCAUAUUCAGCCAGUUUCAGCAGAGUCGUGAGCGCGUGCUCCCCUCAGACAGCCUGCGGAACGCCCUUGCUGAGACAUUCAAGGACGAGCAACGCUUCCAACUUGGCCUCAUGGACGAUGCUGCCGAGUGCUUUGAAAACAUCCUGGAGCGCAUUCAUCUGCACAUUGUCUCAGACACUGCAACCGACUCUUGCUCAUCCAAAUCCUGCAUUACUCAUCAGAAGUUCGCAAUGAUGCUUUACGAACAGUUUGUGUGUCGCUGCUGUGGUGCAUCAUCAGAUCCUCAUCCGUUCACAGAGUUAGUCCACUAUGUCUCAACUACAGCUCUAUGCCAACAGGUAGAACGCACAACAGGGAGGACCGAGCGUCUCAGGUCAGACAUGUUUGGAGAAUUGCUGCAGGCAGCAAACAACACAGGCGACCUCCGCAGCUGCCCCCGAGACUGCGGCCAAAGCAUCAAGAUCCGCCGUGUGCUCAUGAACUGCCCAGAGAUCGUCACUAUAGGUUUUGUCUGGGACGCGGAGCAGUCCGAUCUGACAGAUGACGUCAUUCGGUCGCUCGGCCCACGGUUGAAUUUGUGUGGGCUUUUCAACCGUGUCACUGAUGAAAACGCCAAACGGAGCGAGCUACAUCUAGUGGGGAUGAUCUGUUUCUCCAGCAAACACUAUUCAGCCUUUGCCUAUCACACCAAAUCUUCAAAAUGGAUGUUUUUUGAUGAUGCCACUGUAAAGGAGAUCGGCUCCAAAUGGAAAGACGUUGCCUCUAAAUGCGUCAGGGGACAUUUUCAACCACUUCUUCUGUUUUACACCAACCCUGAAGGGACGGCGGUGUCUAACGAGGAUGCACCAAGACAGACCACGAUGUGUCCUCGAUACAAAGGCCAAGUAAACGGUGAAGGAACAGUGAAAAAUCCCCUUGGCAGUCCGAAUAGAUUCCAGGAUCCUUUUAUGGAGAAUUUGCAGAGACCUGUUGAAACAACUAAAAAGGACAGAGCACACAGAAGAAUAGACCCAUUCCAACAUAAAGAUGUGACACAUACAAGAUCAGCCUCUCCUCCUGGAAAUGGACCGAAAGAACAAAAAUGUAAAAGCUAUCCACGCAACGAGAGGUCAGUGACCCAUUCAAGCAGAGCAUCUCAGGAACCACGUGGACAAUCCCGGCCCACACAGGGUGGCGGGCACAGCAAUAAGAACCACUUGUCCCCUAGUUGCUCCGAUCAGGAUAGCUCCCAGGAUCAGUGGGAAAAUGGCGGGAGUGGAGGAAGCCGGAGUAAAUCCAAGUCUACCUGGAGACCCAUUCGCGAGGUGCUAAAUGUGGAUAUGGUACUCAACGAACUGGAACAACGCCGUCAACAGCAACAUGACAGCCCUCGACAUUCAAAGACCUCGUCCCAGGAGCGGGUGCAUGCUGAACCAAGUCGAGAUCGCGAGCGGGAACAUGUACGAAGGGGUGAGGACCGCAAGCAGAAGUGUUUGAUGACCAUUUACGAGGACGACCAGCGACACGAGACUGAAAGCCACAGCUCAGUGGAGUCAGACAGCAGGGCCACACAACAGAGGGGCGGCAGGCUGACGGGUGGUGCCAAGACACUGCUGAGGAGUGACACCUGGACAAUUCAGAGGACCGAGUCGGGCUAUGAGAGCAGCGACAGGCUCAGCAGUGGCUCCACAAAUCCUGACUCGCCGGGCGUUGAUGGCUUUGCUGUCAAAGAGCAGAGGUUGACAACAGAAACCCAGUUCCAAAGCCAGCUACACCCAAAGGGAGGCGAUGCAAAAUCAAGUGUAACGUCCUCACCGUCACACAAUGGUAAACAUCAGGCAAAACCUCAGGGAAGGAACCAUGACCAGGUUUCACAUACACAUCUUAAGUGCAGUCCAAGUUCAAGACGCAAGUCCAAGUACACUUCCAGUAACUGCAGAAAGUCUUCAGAGCGGGAGUGCGUGGCUCCGGAUAACAGGCAGAGCGAGCAGCAGGAGCUGACAAGCAGUCGAGGCCACGCGGGGGAAAGCGUGGCCCCAAGGCACGUUGCCAAGACCAGCAGCUCGGAGUGGAACAGCUCAGAUGACCUCGCUCUCUCCGAGCCUGAGGAAAGAGACACUUACCGCUCCAAUGACGCCGCCGCCGCCUCCGACCCGCAGUGUCCUCAUGUCCCCCUAGCGUAUCAUUCCCCUGGCAAUGCCGCCAUAGAGCCUCUCCAGCUGAGCAAUCAGCGUCAGCUCAGCACGACAGGGACGGGCUCUCCUCACCUCCGACCCGGCCAGCGGCUUCCCCCUCAUCAGGGCGAAACAAGCGAGGCCGCGUUUCGCCCCAGGACGCUUCAAGAACCCUUCCAACCAAAUCCUCGCCUUUCCACUUCAUCCUUCAUCAGCCCCCACAGGAAACCUGACAUCUCCGGCCUGCGGACCUUCUCGGACGCCAGCUCCAAGUCGGGCUCGGACCCGGAACGGAGCACGCCAUCGUCGUGCGAGAGUGACGACAGACUGGCGGGGUACAGAGCAGAACAGGCGGCGUCUACUCAGGAGGUUUCUCUCACCACGUACUUCAACGUGGACAACUGCAUGACGGAAACGUACCGUCUCAAGUAUCACAACCAGAGGCCGCUGCUGCUGUCGGCCACGGUGCCACGAGCAACGGGCCCAUCUGAGCGCCGAGAUGCUGCACUCGCUGCAGACACGCAAGAUGUGCAAAUAGCCAACCCCGAAUCAAGCAAUACGAGCAAUAAACCCACUGCAAAAUGGAACCCAGUGACAGCCAAAGGCUUGGAUGAACGAGGCUUUUUAUGACUCUACCUUUUGUUUACAUGCAUGAACCGUGUGGUCACAUGAGAUUGAAACUGGAUGCCAAAGAGUUUACAGAGUGGAAAUACACCUUAUGAACAAAAGUAUUUGGACAGACGCCCAUUUCACCUGCAGCAAUGGUGUCCAAACGUAAAACUGAAACUGAACAAAACAUUGACAUUUAAGCUUAGUGUGAAAAGUGAUUAAGAAAUUAGCGUAAUAGCUGAUAAUGCACUCCUGAUCAAAAUUUGAAGGCCAGUUCAAAAAUGACAAGAAUUUACAUUCCGCACUGUUGGAUCUUAAAGAGGUUAUAAGAAAUGGAAGCGAGACAAAAACAUUCUAAAGUAAGCCAUUUAUUAUAAACAAGCAUUAAACUGAAAUAGGCUGUUUAUCAGCCAAUCAAAAUGGGUUUGGGCAUGUAAGUGUUUCCUGGAGGCUAGUGGGAAUGUUGCACCAAGGGGUGAAGAUGGCUUCAUGGAGGACAUCCGCUUUAGGGGAACUUGCUUUGUGCUCUGUUCCCAAACUGUUCCCAUUCGGCUGAAAGCAUAUAAUAGUUCAAAAUGUCUUGGUAGGAUAAGAGAAAAAUGAAUUGAUUAAGACAUGUGUCCCAAGACUUUUGCCCGUAUAGUGUAAAAUGUAUUUAUGCAAGCUUGUCACUUAUGAGUGAAGCCUUGUUUAAAUAUGUAAGAUGUUCUGUAUUGCUUUAUACAUUAUUAACACACUCUCUCUCUUUUAAACACGUAUUGUCUUCCUACUUUUGGUUUUCACCAACAUCUGGACACGUUAUAUUUUGCACUGAAGCUUUUUUUGAUCCUAUGCUAAAAUAAUUAUUUUUUUAUUUGUGCUAUAAAACUGCAGACGUGCUGCAGAAUCAAACUUUUGUCAUGGAGUAUGAUGCCAUAUGUUCUCAGCAAAGCUCAAGUAAGUGUACACUUUGUAAAAUAAUACUACCCGAUGUCGGCGCCCAGGUUGAACAUUGUACAAAGUCUAGUGGUCAUCUGCCAAAGAUAUAGCAUAAUAUAACAUGUGAUUGGCCAAAAACAUCAAAAUGAUGAAAAUGUGGAUGUCCAGAAGUAUUUUGAACAGUGGUUCUCAACAGGUUUGGCUGCAGGAUUGUGGGAAUUCAACUCAAAAUUCUCAAAUAUCAGCACUUUGCUGUUCAAUUUUCACAGUUUUUUCAUUGUAGUGCCAAUACAAAAUGAGUUGAAUGAACAAUAACAAUUGUUUAAGGAACAAUAGGUUUUUAUUAGUUUUUCGAACUCAAAUAAUUUGAUUAUUCAUCCAUUCAUUUUCUACCGCUUAUCCUCACAAGGGUCGCGGGGUACUGGAGCCUAUCCCAACUGUUACAUUUGUUCACUUCCUGCUUUCCUAAUAUAAUUUAAGUUUUUUUUUUACUUUAUUUUAUUAAUUUAUAUAUAUAU
Molecule: messenger RNA, 5058 nt
Organism: Doryrhamphus excisus (bluestripe pipefish)
Lineage: Eukaryota; Metazoa; Chordata; Actinopteri; Syngnathiformes; Syngnathidae
Gene: usp53b
Product: ubiquitin specific peptidase 53b
Biological process (GO): response to auditory stimulus; protein deubiquitination; sensory perception of sound
Cellular component (GO): cell-cell junction
Molecular function (GO): cysteine-type deubiquitinase activity
Source: RefSeq, a predicted model, not a curated record